Messenger RNA from Adineta steineri, 747 nucleotides. NCBI's taxonomy places the organism in Eukaryota, Metazoa, Rotifera, Eurotatoria, Adinetida, Adinetidae. The record is from the annotation of a GenBank genome assembly.
AUGGGUAUCGGUAAUUGUCAUCCGUGUGCUAAAUAUCUUCUUCUGGUUCUUAAUCUUAUAUUUUGGUUAAGUGGUGCUGCUCUUAUUGUUCUUGGUGUUUUAUUCUUUACACGUCCUGAAGUACAACCUAUAGUUCGUUUAUUUAAUUUAACUUCUAUACCAUUAUCAUCUAUUGAAAUAACAGCAUUUUUUAUCAUUCUUUUUGGUAUUAUUAUCUUUUUUGUUGGACUUUUUGGAUUAUGUGGUGCAAUACGUGAAUCACGUACUUGUCUGAUACUUUAUAUUGUUUUGGUAACAACUAUUCUUCUAGCUGAAUUAGCUUUAUUCACAUAUAUAGCUAUAAGUUAUGAGCAAUGGCAUACAGUUAUAAAACAACGUCUUGUAUCACAAACGAAAAAAUACAAUUAUGAACAUCCAAGUCAAUAUGAACGAGCAGUAGACUAUGUUCAAAGCAAGUAUCAUUGUUGUGGUAUUGAUUCGGCAUAUGAUUACAGUGAUUCACUUGUUCCAGUAUCAUGUUGUUCUAUAACAAAUUCAACAUCGUGUACGAUCAAUCAAGUUAGCUCAAGUGGUAUACCCGGAUGCUUUCGUUUAUUAACUCAAGGUACAAUAUAUUGGGGAAAAUUUUUUAUUAUCUUCGAAUUAAGUUUAUGUCUCCUUUCAUUAAUUGGAAUUUUUCUUGCUAUUUGUGUUUGUCAACAUGCAAUGCUUUAUGAUGGUUAUAUACAAGCACCAUAUCGUAUUUAA